AGCCCACCUUUGACGGUCAUACGAUUGAGGAUUGUGCACCGAUGGCUCGGAUCUUUGACCAUUUUGAGUACUCGCCAAAGCCUAAAGGUAAAAUCCAUUUUAUAGUAACCCAAAUCAUGCAAGUUAUACAGUAACAAGUGGUUUUUUGAAGGUGUAACCCACAAUGACCCCUUCACCCCGCCCUAUCUCUUGGCUGAAGAACCCUCAUCGAGCCGUCACUGUUGAGAUCACUAUCUUUUUCUACAUUGCUGGUAUGAUACUGGAGCUUCCAGUACUGCAACAAUACUUGUAUGAAAGGGCAGCCAAGGAGCUCAAAAUCAACAACACUAGUAACACAACAAUAUGCAGCCCUAACGACUUGAAUAGCACAGGACAGAGUGCAAAUGAUGCAGUACAGGAAAAGGCGUCACAGUAUAUCCUGGCGUAUAACCUGGCCCUUCAGUUACCUGCGGUUCUGACAGCUUGUCUACUAGGGACAUGGUCGGACAAAAAUGGCCGCAAACCUCUAAUGCUAAUAGUUGCGUUUGGUGCAAUUGUUGAUGCCUCUGUUGCAUUAUUUACUGUGUAUACAGAUGGGCCACUCUACCCUUUGAUUAUAGGUGGUGGAAUAAAUGGUGUGAUGGGAUUCUACCCAACAAUGGUCCUGGCAUUACUGGCUUACAUUGCAGACACCACACCUCCAGAAAGACGUGCCAUAAAAUUAGCAGUGCUAGAAGCCCUUGCAUUUCUAAGUGGGACUUUGGGGCACUUCUCCAGUGGAAUCUACAUCCAUCACUUAGGGUACAAGGCAACAUUUUGGGGAAUCUUGUCCCUCCACCUCAUCAACUUCAUCUACUUGCUGUUCUUCCUUCCAGAAUCAAUGCCAAAACAAAGGAUAGAGCAAUCAGGCAAAUGCUUGACUCUAGAGCAAGUCAAGUCGGUUUACAUGGUCUAUUUGAAAAAGCGUGAUGGUCGUUGGAUCCUCUGUGUGUUAAGCUUGUUGUCUGUGUUUUUCCUGUUUGCACAGUACAUUGUGACCACCUUGGGGGUACUGUACGGGAAGCGGUACCCACUGUGCUGGUCUGCAGAGUUGGUUGGUUAUUUUUUGGGGACACUUCUCUGCGUCAAGGCAUUUGGAGCAGUGUUAGGUAUUUGGUUAGGAUCAUUGAUGAAGCUGACAAACUACACUGCAGCACAAAUAGGGACCUUGUUUCUGAUUGCUGGGCUGACUAUGAUUGGCUUUUCACAGACAACAUUCCUAAUGUUUAUGUCAUGUGUUGCAAAUCUCUUCUCGGGUGUACCACAGCCUUGUAUUAGGGCGCAGAUGUCUCAGAUGGUUGGCAAGGAAGAACAAGGUGCCUUGUUUGCUAUCCUUGCAUCACUAGAAAGCCUCACCAACUUUACAAGUCAGUUAAUCUUCAACCCUCUGUAUGCAUGGAGCAUAGCUAAUGUCGCCUGGAAAUAUGCAGCAGGGAUCCCAUUCUUUGUGAAUGCAGGGAUUGCUGUUAUUCCGUUCAUUUUACUUGGGGUGAUACGCUGUGCAGGUUCCAGACCCAAAAGUGGCAAACACAAGUCUCUGCUUCCAGAACCGAUAGAAGAAAAUAAUUACAAAUGCACUGAAGCUGGUGAAGAGGACAAACUAUUGAAUCCAUCGGCGGUACAGAAAGAAGGCUGUGCAUAUGGGGCAACUCGAAACCAAAAUCCCCUGGCAUAAUGCUUGCACUGGCAAAUCAUGAAAUGACAAUCUAAAACAUUUAUUCUAAACCACAUAAAUUUUACGAAAAAUAUGUACAUAUGAAUUUAAUUGAUUUUUUUAGCAUUUUUUUUAAAUAGUGACCAGAAUUUUAUAUGCCUUCAUUAUCUUGUAAUAAAAAAAAUACAUUUUAUAAUUAUAUAACAUUUGAAUUUGAGAAGUUUGCAUAAAAAUUCUGGCCUCAUGAAGAAUUUAGCAAUGUAAAUAAUAAAACGGUCACUAUAGAGUUA
Nematostella vectensis (starlet sea anemone) is the source of this 1962-nucleotide messenger RNA. RefSeq names its product solute carrier family 46 member 3. The record is from RefSeq and is a predicted model, not a curated record. Gene Ontology annotation, molecular function: transmembrane transporter activity. NCBI's taxonomy places the organism in Eukaryota, Metazoa, Cnidaria, Anthozoa, Actiniaria, Edwardsiidae. The transcript is spliced from 7 exons. Gene Ontology annotation, biological process: transmembrane transport. The coding region runs from base 164 to 1693 and encodes 509 amino acids. Gene Ontology annotation, cellular component: membrane.